AUGAAGGGGGGGGGGGUGUAUGAGGUUAUGGUGUUAUGUGAGAGGUUGGGGUGGAUGGGGAGGAUUGUGGGUGUUAUUGUUUUUUGUGUGUUGGUGGUUGGGGGUUUGGUGUGUUGGGGGGGGGGGGGUGUGGUUUGUGGGGGGGGGGAUGUGUGGGGUAGGGGGGUGAUUAGGGGGGGUAUGGGGUUGGGGGUGGAGGGGGGUUUGGGGUGUGAAUUAUGGGGGGGUGGGUGUAAGGUGUUGGGUGGGGGGGUGGGGGGGUGGGAGUUUGUUUGUUUGGGUGGGGGGGUGGUAGUAGGUGUAGUAUUUGUUAUGGGAAUGGUUUUUUGGGGGUGGGGGGUGGGUUGUUGGUUGGGUGGGGGUUUGGGGGGUGGUUUUGUUAGUGUUGGUGGGUUAGGUGGUUGGGUGUUGGGGGGUUGUGUGGUGAUGGGUGGGGGUGGGGGAUUUUGGUUGGGUUUGGUUUUGUGUGGUGGUUGGGUAGGGGGGUGGGGUGGGGGAAUUUUGUGGGUGUGGGGGGUUUUGGGGGGGGGGGGGGGUGGUGGGGGUGGGUUGGUGUUGGGGUUGUGGGUUGGGGUGGGUUUGUGGGGGUGUUGGGGGGGGGUGGUGGGGUUGGUGGGUGUGUUGUUUGGGAUUGGUUGUGGGGGGGUGGGGUGGUUGGGGGGUAUGGGGGGGGGGAUGGUGAUGGAUAGGGGUGUGGGGGGGGGGAGGGGGUGUUGGUGGGGGUUUGGGGUGUUGUUGGGGUGUGUUGUGGGGGGGGGGGUGUGGGGGGGUGGUGGGGGGGGUGUGUGGGGGGGGAUUGGGUGGGGUUUGGGGUGUAAUGAGUUUUGGAAGUUUGUGUGUGGUAGGGAAUGGAUGGUGGUUGUAUAUGUGGGUUGUGGAAUUGUUUUUUUGUGA
This is a messenger RNA of Knipowitschia caucasica, 894 nucleotides long. NCBI's taxonomy places the organism in Eukaryota, Metazoa, Chordata, Actinopteri, Gobiiformes, Gobiidae. The record is from the annotation of a GenBank genome assembly.